UGCAAACGAGGCUAUAUCAUACCCAGAAUCCUUUGUGAGAACCCGGAAGUAACUCAUCAUGGCAGACGACGAAACAGCCGGAUCAUUCGGACCUUCCAAACUCGGAACGAAAGAAUAUUGGGAUGCAGCGUACGAACGAGAAAAAACAAAUUUUGAAGAUCAUGCAGAUGUGGGGGAAAUAUGGUUCGGUGAGGACUGUAUGGAGAGGAUAGUGGACUGGUUCAGGGAAGGUUUGCUGGUGCAAACAGACAGCAGAAUCCUGGACAUCGGCUGUGGAAAUGGAGCUUUGCUUGUGGAAAUGGCAAAGGAGGGUUUUACCUCCCUGACAGGAAUGGACUAUUCCCAGCCCUCUGUAGACUUGGCCAUUGCCAUUUCCAACUCAGAAAAUGUCAACAUUGCAUAUCAGAGAGCUGACAUCCUCAACGAAGAAGACCCAAUCUUCUCGGCAGACAGAUUUGACAUCUGCACAGACAAGGGAACAUAUGAUGCCAUCAGUCUCAGUCCAGAUGAUGUGGUACAGAAGAGACAGACAUAUGUCAAUCAUGUUCACAGACUCCUGAAGGACGCAGGACUCUUGGUCAUCACGUCCUGUAACUGGACCAAGGAGGAGCUUUUGGAACACUUUUCUUCAGGUUUCGAGUCAGUUGAUGAAAUAAGACACCCCACCUUUAAAUUUGGAGGGAAAGUUGGGACCACGACAACCUCUAUUGUGUUCAGGAAAAAGGACAGCGGAUAAAGUGUCAGGCCUCUCAAGAUAAAGGAGAUAAAUGGCAAUAAACAUGUUUGAUAACCCUUUCUGUAAGGA
Messenger RNA from Branchiostoma floridae (Florida lancelet), 805 nucleotides. RefSeq names its product EEF1A lysine methyltransferase 2-like. Gene Ontology annotation, biological process: peptidyl-lysine monomethylation; peptidyl-lysine dimethylation. The record is from RefSeq and is a predicted model, not a curated record. Gene Ontology annotation, molecular function: protein-lysine N-methyltransferase activity. The transcript has 6 exons. NCBI's taxonomy places the organism in Eukaryota, Metazoa, Chordata, Leptocardii, Amphioxiformes, Branchiostomatidae. The coding region runs from base 59 to 736 and encodes 225 amino acids. Gene Ontology annotation, cellular component: cytoplasm.